Messenger RNA from Adineta steineri, 519 nucleotides. The record is from the annotation of a GenBank genome assembly. NCBI's taxonomy places the organism in Eukaryota, Metazoa, Rotifera, Eurotatoria, Adinetida, Adinetidae.
AUGCCAAUUCUUAUAUGUGUAUCAUCAUUGAUCAGUUUUCUCUUUUCAUCGAUUUAUGUUGGUCUUCUUGUUGUACAUACAUUACAAUAUUGGCAAACAAAUUCAUCAAAUAAUUUGAAAUCUUCACAACCUACAACAACAACACCAAUAACUUCAACACAUGUACUUGUACCAUUUGAAGAACCAGCAACAUUUGAUAAUUUAGCAUUAUUAAUAACAUUCACAUUAGCGUUAGUUCAAGCUCUUCUAUCAAUGAUUGGAGCAGUUAUUUCUUGGCUUUGGUCACCAUGUUGUAUGAAUUCAUGGCCAACUUAUACACCAAUUACUACUACUUCACAUUAUGCUCAAACAACUCCACAUCGACAUGAGACUCCUCAAUCAGCAACUUUACGUAGUGUUAAACGUCAACAACAACAAGAAACACAUCGAUUUAUAACAACAAAUGGACAUCAAGAUACACUACGUAAUGGUGUUCUUCAUAAAAACUCGACAAUUCGAAGUCAUUAUGAUGAUGUUUAA